AUGCAAUCCCUCGAGUGCCCAUCCCAAGGCUGGAGAUGCCAACAAUGCGGUCUCCCCGGAGUCCGUGUCUCCAAUGAUUCCACCACCGGCGCACACUACAAGUGUGUCCCAUGCAAUCGCUCCCUGGGCCUUUGCCCUUGCACUACACCUGGAGCCCGGACAACUUCUACAUGCCACUGCGGCCAACGCAGCGGUGCUUCUUCACCAGGUCUAGAUGACCAAGUCCCCCGUGGCGUCGCCAUGCUUCCCACAGAGCGAAAGAACAGCCUCAACCCACACAACCCGGACGAGGGCUUCGAUGAGGACUGGGAGGCGAAUUGCACUCCUGGUUUCAUGGUCAAGAGGUUUAAGGCCUCGGCUAUGGAGUUCCUUCCUCAUUGA
This is a messenger RNA of Penicillium subrubescens, 381 nucleotides long. RefSeq lists its product as uncharacterized. The transcript has a single exon. The record is from RefSeq and is a predicted model, not a curated record. The coding region runs from base 1 to 381 and encodes 126 amino acids. Lineage: Eukaryota; Fungi; Ascomycota; Eurotiomycetes; Eurotiales; Aspergillaceae.